Pocillopora meandrina is the source of this 8976-nucleotide messenger RNA. NCBI's taxonomy places the organism in Eukaryota, Metazoa, Cnidaria, Anthozoa, Scleractinia, Pocilloporidae. The record is from the annotation of a GenBank genome assembly.
AUGACAGAGAAGAUCACAGCAGAUUAUGAGAGGUGAAUAACUUUUUCUCUAAAUUUCGAUUUUUUUCUUUUCAUUUGAUUAUAACUAUUGACAGCAGUUGAUAAUAAGUAAGCUUUUAUUUCCUUAUAUCAUCCACAGCGAACUGGAAGAUCAAAGGAAACAAUUAAAUGCUGUCACAAACAAAGUAGGUUAAAAGUUUUUUUUUUCGUUGUCGAUAAAAAACGUAGCUCUGAUGACUUUGAUGAAAAUGUAAAGCGUCACUAUUUUUCAGGUUCGGUAAAAAAUAGUUUAGACCUAUCAAAUCUUGUAUAAUCUGGGAGAAAAUCAGUAUUUAUUUCAGCAUUGAGAAAAGCAGUGAUGUCCAUAUUUCUCAUUUCCUUAGAUAGCAUUCGAGGAAUUCGAAAUCGAAAAGUUUCUAAAUGAAAUAAAGGUUUGUUUGAAAUCAUCAUCAUUUUAAUAUCUGAUAUCGAGUGCCCAUUCAAAUAGGGGGAAGGAGGGAGGGGGGGGGGGGGCGGUGAGGCCCGUGUUCUCCUCCACCACACACGGUGUGGGUUUUUAAGGAUUUUAAAAGUAGCUUAAACAAUUUUUAAAAACUUUAAAGAGGCUUAAGCGUUUCUUGAAAGUGACAAAAAAACCGCGAAAAUUGUUUCAAAUGCGCCAAAUGGCACCGCGACGUGUUUGAACUUGAUACAUCCCUCCGAAUCCCUCUCCAUCCGACCCCCCUACGGUAUAUUAUGAUACAUCACCGGCUGUUUCUAUCUCACGUCACUUCAAAAUCGUUCGUGCUAAAUUAUAGUUUGUUAUCUUCAAUUAUUUCCAAUUGUAUCUCUUAAAAAAAUAUAAGAGGAUCGUAAUUCACGGUCAAAUGUACAAAUCAUUACCUUGCUUCUUAGAAUCGAAUGUGAUGGAAUAGUCUUUUGAAAGCUCCAAAACAGAGCAUCAGGGACUAAGACCAAGAGACGAGAGGAGGAGGUUGAACACGAGAUUUCUUAAAGCUCACACCGAUCCUAGACCCUAAAUAUUCUCCCUUGCUCCGAAAAUCUUUAUUUCUCAGGAAGCAAAUUUUGUUGUUUUGCAGAUCAUGGAUGCUGAUGUCGAAAGGUUACUUCCGUGUGAAACUUUCUUUUUUUCAAAAUUUCAAAAUUAAAAAGGUUCGUAAAGGUUCGUAAUAGGCAUUUCUUUUCUUUUUUUCCAGGAAAGCUGCCGCUUUGACAAAAGCAGAACAAGAGGUAGAUGGAGCUUCUCUUUUGAGAAUCUUAACUUUACUCUCGUUUUUCUUAGAAUCAUCAUGUUUUUUUUUAGUUAUCAAAUUACAUGUAGUGAAUAAUUAUUAAGGCAUUUCAUCCUCAGAAUUCAAGUUUGGAGGAGUCUAUCAAAAAGGACAAACUUGAAGUGAAGGUAAGAAAUGCGAAGAGCUUCGUUAAAUAACAGAACUGAUAAAGGACGUGAGGCGAUUUUCAACUGAGUAACCAAAUUUAUCCUUAAUUUGAUUGCAUGUGCUUUACUACGCCCUGUGAUUGGUGUAAAAAUUCCCCCCACGCUCUCAACCAAUGCAAACUGCCACCCAUUAUUACUAAUCCACGCGAGCUUUUAGUCAGUUUUAAGAAAGUUAAUGAAAGUAUCGUCCAUUUAUGGUUUAUUUAUGUCUUUCAGGCUUUUAGAGAAUCGAUAAAGGAACAUGAAAGGUAAGGAAAGUCUAUCUCUUCGUAAUAUGUACAUAUUUAAGAAGAAAAGAUCAGGUGAUAAUUAAAUGCACACAGACUAUCACAGACUUAUUCAAAUAACAGUUUUAAAGCAGUGACGAUUUGAUGCUUUCUCUAUAUGAAUUCAUUUCAGAACGGAGCAACAGAUUGAAAAGGAUUUCGAAAACGCUCGUCUAGAGGUAAUCUGCUGGUUUUCAUACUAACUAGAAUUUAUUAUUUCUCAUCCCCGUGUUGAUUUAUCCCUUCGGCGUCACUAUAAUUUAUAUUUGUUUACAUGAACAACCUGAGAUACCAGGUGACCCAGUUUUUUCGAACUAACUUGAAUUCGACACUAUCAGAUAUCGAAAUUAGAAUUUUUCUGUUUUGUAAGGAAAGCUUCUCAAUAUUGUGGCAAGGACAUCAAUAAUAAACUUGUAUGAGAUACGAACGGCUUUGACCGUCGUUAUCUUCUAAGGGACCGAUUAUCCCCGGGGAGGGGGGGUGUGGAAGAUUUUGACUGUGUCACCCCAAAAAGCUCUGUAAUAUUGUUAUGACCACCUCUCACCCUCCUUGGCAGUUAAUAGGCGGACAAUUUUCUUUCGUCCCCACGUUAUACUCUGUUAGCGAUAACUGAUCUCCCAUUCGAUCCCCCUGAAGCCCAUGUGAUUCUCCCAAAAAUCCUCAACAUUUUAUUCAUCAAAUUCUACUUCUUCUUUCAGUUUGCGUCGGUAAUGAACGAGAGACAAACGUAAGUAUUUCUCAAAAAAUGGAUAAAUUUGUGAGACUUGCUUAACAUCAAUGAUUUAAUGACCAUGAUGGCUCCUCUCUGAAUCUCUGAAGAUUCACUGCUUCUAAUAAUUUUUUUCUUACUUUGAAGCGUAGUGUUGUCGUCGGUCAAUUAUCUUAAAGUCUUGUUUCAGGUUUAACCAGUAAUAGGACAAAAUAUUAACACUUGUUUUAUUUCUAUAGAGAGAUUGAUUACAUCAAGAUACAAAUCGCAGAUUUGCAAACCAAGUUACUGAAUCAUGGCAAACAAAAUGAAGAAAAAAACGAAAAGGUUAGAGGAUAAUUGUAAUAUAACCUCAUUUCCAAGAAAAGCAACUGUUUCUUUUUUUAAUUUUUUGCUCUAUCAUUUACGUGUUUUCUUCCUCUUUUUUUAUAUUUUCUUUUUUUCUUUCCUCUUCUUAGGGUUUUGCAAAGAAGCCAAAUUCACUUAAAAGAAGAGUCACUCGUUUUUUCAGAAGUACCACGGAUUGAUGGAUUAUUGAAAGAUUUUAUAAGAUAACUUAACCUCCUGUCGUUACUGAAACUAAUAAAAUAUCUUGUUGCUCUUCUGUGCAAUGAUAUUAUCUCGUUACUGCGUUACAGAAGGUUACUUAUAAUUUGUAUAAGCUACAAGAAUUGUUCGUCAACUAUUUUGAAAAGAAAUCCUUCUAUUCGCUAUAAAAAUUGAUCGGAUGAAAUAACGGCACCUGAUUGUCAAAAUGUGGAAAUACGGUGGCCAAUAUUUUUUUAACUCUCAAUAUGCAGUAAGAUCCAUUCUAAUAUUUAGUAAUCACUCCUUUUAGUUUUGUUUCCGAUUUGCUGUGACUAGAAAAUAGGGUAAUUGACCGCAGUUAAGGACCCUUAACAAGCCAUUUUUUUCUCUUGAAAUUACCUUGGUAGCUUAUAACCUCUUGCCGAGUUUUUUCUGUUGCUAACCAUCAUAGAGAAACCACACUCAUCAUGCAUCAUCGAUCAUGACAGAAGCCCUAGUCAAAUACUAUUUCUUUGGGAAUGAGUGAGACAUCCUGAACAUUGCCUAAUCAACGGGAAAUCGAACUAUUUGUAUCCUACUGAAAAUGGCACAGCCAAACCAAGCUCUCAGCGAAACAUGAUCAAAGGAAGGGUAAGCAAGUUUUAAACUGUUUCUUUAUGACUUCAAACUGUUUCAAUCAAUUGAUAUUACUCUACAGUUUCUCACGCGUUUCUAGCUGUCAUAAUCAACUAAACCCGUCCUGACUUCAAGUCAAUUUUCUUUGAAUCUGUCACAUGCUUGGGGUCUUCGAAAAACUGUUAAUCAGAAAAUUCGACUAAAAAGAUGGCUUGUUUUUUUGCGAAUAACAUGGGGCACACGAAACCUUUGAUGGUAUUCCGUAGUUCUCGUGACUGAAGUAAUUUGCGUAAUCAUUUCAUUUUCUCCUGACCAGCUCAACAGAUAUGCAUGAAGUUUAGUAUCUACUCCAAGUGGGCUACAUCAGGUGCAACAACGAUUUCGUUAAAGCUAGACUUCCUCAUUGUAAAAGCCUCAAUGAAAGGAUUCUACCGCGAGAGUACAAAUUUCUUGUUAAACUAAAGCGUCAUAAUUUGCAAGUCUUUUCAUUUGCAUUUUCUUAAUUUUUCUGGUCUGUCUGCAAAUCAGAAUAUUCAAAGAUUUCUCUUUUAGAAAAAUUUAGGGUCAUUUGAACUUCAGCUUUAGUUCGUUUCUGUUGUAAUGCGAGGGGCUUAAGAUAUGAGCAAAUCAUUAAAAUGACAUCUAUGGUACAUCGCCCAAAAAGAGCAGAAGGGGAAGGAAACUUUGGUCAUUGUUUAAAUAACGAAAUUAAAAUGACAUCUUGAGGCUAAUGAAACAAGAUAAUCGUUUCAGAUGAUAUGACGCACAUUGUGAACUAGACCAAGGAUUGUCGUCAUCGUAAACUCGUUAAAAAGAGGCGAGCUCGUAAACAACAAUUUAAGUCUGAGAAAACACUAAAUUUCUUUUAUAUUAAUACCAAGGUAUCGACAUUGGAAAUUUUAAAACUGUUUUCAAUAUAUUUUGUCCGACUUCAGUUCUAGACACAACCUUAUCUUUGAAGAAUGAGCGAGGGCAAUGUUAUGAUAUCUUUGUUGUUAACGUGACUCAGUGACUUAAACAUAAUAGACUCUUGUUCCGUUCGAGUGAUUAUUUGGUAAACAACUUGAUAUUCGUUGUACUCAUUAGAUAUGCCAUCUGGUUUAAUUAGCGGCGCUUCUGUUUGGAAAAAUUUAGACGCGAUCCAAAGCAAAUAUUAAUCCCUUUUUUCUUGCAACCACGCCUUGACAAAAAAAGAGAUUUGUUGCAAAUGAAAGCAUUCACGUUGAGAACUGAGUCCUACUUUGUUAACGUAAUGAUCCAUCAUUUGGAGGGAAGAAGGAUUACUUGAGUCAUCGAUGUAGAUGGAAUACGAUUUGAGCUCUACGGUAAGGCAUUCCAACCUAUUUGAACCUGGGAUCUUUACGGCAGGAUUUACGGUACAACAUUGUCAAUUCGCAAUAUUGUGUAGAUUUGCAUAGUUUACAGAUGAGUCUAAAAGUGAGGUUUAUGUCAAAAGGUAACAUGCUAUCCUCAAUACCGGAUUUGUCAUGGAUAACACAUUCGCUAAAAGUUCGCAAUAACAUUGAAGUCGUUUUGUCUGAGGCUCUUUCCCGAAUCAAGCCACACAACUUGAGACAAAUUUAUACAAACAGGUAAAUGAUUGAAGUACUGAGCUUGCAAACAAAGGUUACUGUUUACAAAUUCGAUGUUGUUGACAAGAUGCAAAAGCGAUCUUUGUUCGAAGGCAGAAAAUUCAGCUAAUCUGGUCAGUUCGUUUCGUUUUCUGGCACAUCUUUCAUUUUAAAAACGGAGUCAAUCUGCAGUCUGUAACCGGGGUUGCUCAGAUUACAAAAAGCAACGCUGGAAGCGUUACGAAUGUUCUAGAAAUGAGACAUAAAAAAAAUAAAGGGAACAAUCGAUCGCUCCGCAAAGAGGCCAUUGUGAAGUGAGCUGUAGCACGCAUGGGUUAAGUAAACAAAACAGCUCUAUCUAUUCAUUUGUUUCUGCGGAAAUAAUAGCGAUGCCUGUUCACUGCAAUAGAGAUCUCUUCAAUAAAUGCAUCUACGCUGGUGCAAGUGAAAUGGUGCCGGGGACCAAAUGAAGCAAGACAUUUGCUACAAAACAUGGAGAAAAAUGCAAGUAAUUAUCAACAUUCGAGCGAUACUUCAUUUUCUCAAACUAUUGACCCCCCGGGACCUGCUGGUAAAUCACUCAAGACAAGUAAAGCUGAAUUUCUGACUCCUAAUAGCCAAAGGCAAUAUUUCAUUUUCCAGAACUCUCUAAACUUGGGAUUCUGCUUGACGGCUAUUGUAAGUGCAUCGGUCAAACCUAAUUAUUCAUAAUCUUAACCUAAGAAUUUUUGGCUUUUAGGCGAUGGAAAACUUUGCGAGUCACCAGGAUAUUCGAGGGAGACCAACGAGUCUCAGCUCAGUGAUGGGACUAAGUACGCCUGAGAGCGACCUGUCUCUGCCAUUCGAAGAAAACCUCACUGACCUAGUCCAUGACUAUCGCACUAAUGAAGAAAGCUUGUUCGUCGAAAAUGCAAAAAGAAGAACAAGAAGUAUAGACUCUAUAGGAGAACUCAUACGGGAACUAAAGGAGAUAAAAAUAAAUCAACUCCAACAAUGCGAAAAAGUGGAAAAGGAUCUGGUGAAGUCAUUGACCCCUUUGCACAUCGCAGCAGUGAUGGGGGAUGCAUCGGCUGUCGAAAGGCUUGUCAGGGAAGGUGGCCAUGAUGUAGAUCCACUAUCUGAAGAUCAGCGGACCCCACUUAUCAUGGCAUGCUCAUCAGGUAAAACUGACACCAUUCGCACUUUGGUACACCUCGGAGCCAAUGUCAAUGCUUGUAGUGAAAGUGGUAUGACACCCUUAAUAUUGGCUUCUUUAAACGACGAUAAGACCACGAUUCGCCUUCUAUAUAAACGUGGGGCGAAGGUGAAAUGGAAAAACUCAAUGGGCCUAGCAGCCCUACACUUUGCGGCAUCUAAUGGAAAUGUAAACGCUGUUAGGGAACUUUUAAAGAGGGGAAGCGACCUCGAUUCAAAAACAAAUGAAGGAUGUACCCCGCUGCACUUAGCUCUCCUAAAUGUGCAACAGAAUGCUAUCGAGGAACUGAUCAGCAGUGGGAGUGAUCUUCACGCAAAGGAUCAACAUGGAUACUCUCCAAUGCAUUAUGCAGUCUUCUCGGGAAAAGCUCACAUAACAAAAAUUCUUCUCAAUUACAAAGCUGAUGUCAAUGCAAAAGACAACUGCGAAUUCACCCCGCUGCAUUUUACAGCACAAACAAAUUGUGUUGAGGUUGCUAAGGAACUUAUACAACAUGGAGAAAAAUUUAAUGCACAAGCAAAGGACGGCAUAACUCCGCUGAUGAUUGCUGCAUUUCAUAAUAGCACACACGUUGGGAAUUUACUGAUAAGCAGCGGAGCAAAACGGAAUGCGAAUAACAAAGCUGGAAAAACAGCUCUUCACUUCGCUGCUCUCAAAGGAAAUGUUCAGUUUACCCAGUUUCUGAUCGAUGUUGGCGUCCAUGUUGAUGCAGUCGACAACAAUGGAAAUACAGCAUUACACCGCGCCUCGCAAAAUGGACAACACAGAACCCUAGAAACACUUUUGCAAGCAGGAAGCAUGGUAAAUUCCAAGAACGAUAAAGGCCUGACGCCACUCAUGAUAGCAUCAAACAAUGGCCAUGUAAAGUGUUGUAAACAUCUCAUUAACUUCAAGGCUAACUUGGAUGCACCCCAUCACACAACUGGAACCACCUGUCUUCAUUUUGCAUCAGAGAGAGGUCAUUCAGAUGUUAUCCAGUUGCUGAUCGAAAAUGGUGCAGACGUUUCUGCAAAAGACAAACGGGCUCUUACGGCUCUGCAUAGAGCGUCAAAGAAUGGACAUCUUAAAACAGUCAAAGUCCUCUUGCUGCGUGGAAGCGAUCCAAACAGCAGGGACAGCUGGAGCUACACUCCCUUGCAUCGGGCAGCGGAGUGUGGUCGCACUGAAACAGCUACUUUACUUAUUAAACAUGGGUCUCAUAUCUCCGCCACUGACAAAUGGAAGUUUACGCCACUGCAUAGAAGUGCCAGCGAAGGCCAUGUCAACACUGUACGAACCUUACUGCUACAUGAUAGCGAAAUACAUGCAAUUGAUUGUCUGGGAUACACACCCCUCCACAGAGCUGCAGAACGUGGCCACACGGACGCCUGUCGAUUGCUAAUCAGAAGUGGGAGUAGCGUGCGAGCAACUGACUUUCAAGGGUUCAUUCCACUUCAUAGAGCUUCACAGAACGGACACAAAGAGACUGCAAAGCUUUUACUAAGGGAGAAAAGUGAAAUUAAGGCGAGAACAUACACUAUAAAUUUGUCAUCAUCGAGCCUGAAUUUACGAACAAAUUCCUUAACGGGUCAGAAUGGCGUCGCAGAGGAAAGCCGCCGUCAAGAUGGCCAUACGUCACUUCAUUUAGCUUCAGAGAAUGGUCAUAAGGAAACAGUCGAGUUAUUACUGAGAGAAGGCGCUGAUGUCAAUGCUCUUGAUCACUGCGAUUGUUCAGCAUUGCACAAGGCAUCAGAAAAUGGUCACACCUCCGUUGUGGAAUAUUUGCUUCUCAAAGGGAGCAACAUCAACGGUACGGACAAAUGGAGAAACACUGCUGCACAUCGCGCAGCACAAAACGGACACACAGAUACUGUUGAAAGUUUGCUGGCUAAUCGUGCCAGUGCACAUGCAGUAAAUCAAUCCGAGUCCACGCCCCUGCACUGUGCUGCGACAUCCGGACAUCUGGAAACAGUCCAAGCUCUAAUAGUCGUGGGAGGAAGCAACAUUCAUGCUAAAGAUUCACGUGGACACACGCCUCUGCACCGUGCUGCUCAAAAUGGUCAUACUCAAGCCGUGGAUUGCCUUCUUAGACAAGGUAGUGACGUGAAUUCGUUGAGUAAAGAGAAGUCGACGCCACUGGUUCUUAGCGCGUAUGGUGGCUUCACAGACACUUGUUGCGUGCUUAUUAAAUAUGGUUGCUCAAUAAAUAACUCAAUGAGUAGUGGACUCACGGCCCUUCACCUUGCUGCUCAGAACGGACACACGAAAACUUGCGAACUGCUAGCGACACGUGGGGGAAACGUACACGCUAAAGACAACUGGGGUUAUACGCCAUUACAUCGGGCGGCGCACAACAACCACAAAGAAACUAUCCAAGCUUUGUUGACGCAUGGCAGUGAUGUAACAUCCGCUGACAAAUUCGAAUUUACUGCAUUACAGCGCGCAGCGCAAAGAGGACACAGGGAAUCUUUGGAACUUCUCACAUCACAUGCGAUUCAGAGAAUGAGGAGGCACAGUACUUUGGAUCCUCCCAGGGGGAGACAUGUUCACUUUGAGAAAGCAGACUCUGACUGCAAUACCUGCCGAAUGAUGGGCCUCUACAUCAUCCCAGAAGUUAGCAACGACGAAAACAUCGGAGAGACUCGGAAAAGACGGCAAAGAUUUCAGACAAUGUGA